AAAACUCUUUAUAUAAUUUAAAAUCUGAGUUCCGCGAAAGACUCAGAUCCUUUCUUUUGUUUAUCUCCGCCGGAUCUCGAGAUCGAUACACAAACCACCCGACGAUGUCCGCCGCCGACGGAAUAUUCCGCAGCAUCUUCGAAGGCUGCAUCUCCGGCCUCGAUUCCGCCAUCGAGAGGCGUCCUUACCACAAAAACUGCGACUGCGCGCUCCACGACGGCGCCAAGAAAAGUCAAAACCAGCGGCGGAAGCCUUGCCGCCGCCACGGAAGCUCGGAGAGCAUCUCGUUCCCGAUCCGCAGGUCGUGGAGCGAAGGCAACAUCCUGGCUAUGAGUUUCCCGGCGGCUUCUUCGUCUUCCUCUUCGAAUCUGCAGUCGCUCUCUUCGUCUUCUUCUCUCGCGACCCUCGCCGAUUUGCCGGCGGAGACGGCUGCGCCGGUUGAUCCGAGGAGAUCUCGUCAGCUGGGAUGGACGAUUGAUGAAGGUGAUGAUUGAUUGAUUGAUUGAUGACGAUCAGAUCAUUUUCCACUGUUGUUUGUUGUUAACUGCUAAUCUCCCAGAUUUUAAUUAAUUUUCGUCGUAAUAUGUUUUUAUAAAAACAUAAUCAAAACUUUUAAGAGA
This is a messenger RNA of Raphanus sativus (radish), 620 nucleotides long. RefSeq lists its product as uncharacterized. Lineage: Eukaryota; Viridiplantae; Streptophyta; Magnoliopsida; Brassicales; Brassicaceae. The record is from RefSeq and is a predicted model, not a curated record. Bases 105 to 494 code for a protein of 129 amino acids. The transcript has a single exon.